UAGUUUUGAUCUGUACAGCGGUUGCCCGACGGACACAUUUCAUGACUUGAUCGAGACAUUCAGAGUCUGUAAUUCUGUAUGUACAAUAUCGUAUCAUGAAAUAAGUAUGUAUAUAUUGAUGAUGACCAUGAUGACUGGUUACUUCACCUACUGCGAAUGGGUUGCACUAUCCGUGUCCACUUAUGAUGACUUGUUGUUGUUGUCUGUGUACAUCAUACAACAUUAUAAUGCUCUCCUCUCUGUAUGUCAACGCGUUGUUGUGUUUUUGGACUUGAGGUUGAGGUGAUAAGAAGAUGCGAUCAGAUGUUGAUCGUCUGGUUGUUGUGAUGAGUUUUAUGGUCUAUUGGUCCAAUUGAAUGAGAUGGGUUGAGAUUCUUAUAGUGCUGCAUGUAAAAUGUCGCAUUUUUCUACAUCUCCUUAUUUAUUUCGUACAUCCACGCACAACACCUCGCCCACAGCAGCAGCAGGAACAUCAGCAGUACAGGAAUGCAACGUCGUUUCCGUUCCCUUUGGUGCAAGGCCAACAAGUUGCUCACUGCCAACAACAACUUCAGAAUCGUUCUAAAUCCCUGGUUUCAUCCUCCGAUUUUAAGAUUAGUUCGGUGUUUAUCCACAGAUUUUCCAGUUGGAGCCCCGUCCGCUACUCCCGCGGGGGGUGGAGGAGGGGACGAUGGUGAGAGAAGGAGCAAGAAGCUGUUCACGCCUGGCCCCCUCGGCGUCAGCCCAACCGUUCGUGCUGCCCUGACACGAGAUCUGGGGUCCAGGGAUGGGGAAUUCAUUGCCCUUGUGAAAUCCAUAAGGGAACAGUUGGUCGACAUUGCGGAACUCCCGGCAGAAAAGUAUACUGCCGUGUUGAUGCAAGGAAGUGGUACGUUCGCCGUGGAAUCCGUGCUCCAGUCGAUUUCGGACCGCACAAAAAAGGUGUUGAUCUUGGCCAGUGGUGCGUAUGGUCGUCGGAUGGGCGAGAUUUGCCUCAAAGCCGACCUUCCUCACACCGUGGUCGAGUUUGCGGAGAACGAGCCUGUUCAACUCUCUGAGGUGCGUCGCGUGGUUCAGUCCGGCGUGUGGACCUGCGUGUGCGUGGUCCACUGCGAAACCACGUCCGGGGUGGUGAACCAUAUUGAUGAGAUUGGCCACGCGGUCAAAAGUCUGGGUCCAGACACGUUCUACGUGGUGGACGCCAUGAGCUCAUUUGGAGGGGUGGUGGAGAACUACGAGACGGCCGACUUCAUCAUCAGCUCGGCCAACAAGUGUCUCCAAGGGGUGCCCGGCUUCGGCUUUGUGAUUGCAGACAAGAACAAGCUAAAGCAGUGCCAAGGUCGGAGCGCAUCCCUGAGCCUGGACUUGUUUGAACAGUGGCGUGGGUUGGAGUCGUCUGGUCAGUUCCGUUUCACGCCACCCACCCACGUGCUCCUCGCUUUCGCCCAAGCCUUGAGGGAGCUGAAGCAGGAGGGUGGCGUCCCGGCCAGGGCGAAACGGUACGCAGAGAACAAUGCAAUAAUUAAGAGGAGACUCAAGUCGUUGGGGUUCGAGCGAUUCGUUCCAGAAGAUUCGGAUGAUGGUCACAUUAUCACCUCAUUCAAGUAUCCUGCCCAUCCAGCCUUCAGCUUUGACCGCUUCUACCAGGAGCUGAGCAACAAAGGUCAGCUAAUUUAUCCGGGCAAGGUGACCAAUGCAGACUGUUUCCGGAUCGGGAAUAUUGGGCAUCUCUUUCCCACUGACAUGGAACAUUUGGGCGACUGCAUUGUCCAGGUUUUGAUGGACAUGGGAGUUCCAACCCCGGUCUCGUCGUCCCAACUUUGAUCUGAUUUUUCAGCAUUCUUUAUGCAGUUCUGUUGGACUUAUUUCAAAUUAAAGGAUUGCGUAAUAAACACAUGUUUACCAAUGAACGAUCCAAG
Messenger RNA from Folsomia candida, 1898 nucleotides. RefSeq names its product 2-aminoethylphosphonate--pyruvate transaminase. The record is from RefSeq and is a predicted model, not a curated record. The coding region runs from base 487 to 1803 and encodes 438 amino acids. NCBI's taxonomy places the organism in Eukaryota, Metazoa, Arthropoda, Collembola, Entomobryomorpha, Isotomidae. Gene Ontology annotation, biological process: organic phosphonate catabolic process. The transcript is spliced from 6 exons. Gene Ontology annotation, molecular function: 2-aminoethylphosphonate:pyruvate transaminase activity.